Brassica rapa (field mustard) is the source of this 8715-nucleotide messenger RNA. RefSeq names its product transcription factor bHLH93. Gene Ontology annotation, molecular function: sequence-specific DNA binding; DNA-binding transcription factor activity; protein dimerization activity. NCBI's taxonomy places the organism in Eukaryota, Viridiplantae, Streptophyta, Magnoliopsida, Brassicales, Brassicaceae. Gene Ontology annotation, biological process: regulation of DNA-templated transcription. Gene Ontology annotation, cellular component: nucleus. The record is from RefSeq and is a predicted model, not a curated record.
UACUUAUAAGUUACAUUCAUUUGUUUUAUUGUUUAUGUGUGCCAGAACCGGUUCUAGAAAAUAUUAGACCUGCAAUUCAAACUUUGGUUGGAAGCAAAAAAAAGUUAAAACCCUUAAAAUUUUACCACUAGACCAAAAGAAAGUUUUGGAAUUUUAUGGCCGAAAUUGUUCUUAUAAUUAAGUGGCUAAAAGCAGUGGCUUAUUCGGCUUGGUCCAAGGACCGGCUCUAUGUGUGCCUAUAAAUACAUUUUGCAGUAUCUUUAUGUUCUUAGUAAGUUUUUAUCAAGCAACUUGUUUUCAGUAUGUAUUGAUAAUAGACUGACUGUUUUAUGUUGAAACAUAAACAACAUGUUUGUUUGAUACUUAAAAUUCUACUUUUCAUCAAAAAAUAAUAAUUGUUAAUGCAGACGACAUAUUAUGCAGUAUAUAAUAAUAUUUUAAGCACAGAACAUAAUUCUUUUUUUUUUAACACAGCACAGAACAUAAUUCUAAACAUAUAUAAUAUCACAUUAUUACUUACGUUUUAAUUAAUGUGGCAAUCUUCUACAAUAUAUAUAUAUAUAUAUGGCAGCCUAUCAGGCACCAGCAAAUGUAUUUUUAUCACAGGCGUAUACUUUUUGCUUUAUUAUAAAUGAUGUUUAAAGUUUUUUUUAAUACGCAUGUCAAAAAUUUGUUACUUGUACUAUAAUACCCGGUCUUAUUUAAAUUCAAAAUUCAAUUAAAUAUGAAAUGAUAAAAUAAAAAUAAUCACAAAAUAAUUUUGUAUUAAAAUUAUAAAUAUAUUUAAAUAACACAAUAAAUUUUGUCUAAAAUAUCCAAAAUAUGAUAAAGAGGAAAUAAUACUAAACAAAUUGACAAGCAACUGAGCUAACAAUAUCCAAACAGAUAAACUAGCUUGUGUUUUCUCUUUCACAAUUAGAAAUACUUUUCUUUGAUCUAACUAAUUAUAUAUAGAAGAAUUUUUGAACUUAUAAAUUUCAGAAAUUCCAAAACUUUACUCAUAAACUCUUGCGGUAUCUAUAUAUAGUCAACCAUUGAUAGUGUUACAAAAAAAAGUGUUACAAAAAAAAAAGUCAACCACUGAUAAUAUCAUAUUCAAAAUGUAAAUCAUUUUUUCUUAAAUUGAAUUGAAAUAGUGAUCGUCACCAUCUUGAAAACUUUCAAGUAUCACAAGAUCACCAUCCAUAUUUUGGUUAGAGAAUUUUGAAAUACAUUAUAUACAUAUAUAUAUGUAAAAAUACUCACACCUGUACCAUAGAAAUGUGAAUGUAUAUAUAUGGGUUUAUUAUAGAUUGAAAGUGAGUGAACUGAAAGGACGGGAGAGGCCUUAGACAGCUUGUUUGUUUUCGUGAACAUGGAGCUUCGCUUUGCCAUGUGCUCUCUCUUCUUAUAUUCUUUUAUUUAUUCUUAUGUUUUAUACACAACUAGACAUUGAUUCGCGGGUAUUUAUUUUAUGUUUUUAGUUUUUUUUUGUUUAUAUUAAAUGAUGCAUUUGUAAUAUUAAAACAUAAAUUUAUAUUGAAAAUUAAUUUUUGCAGUUAUAAUAAAAAUUAAAAUUAAAAGUUUAAUAAAAUAUUCUGAUAUAAAUUUUAAAUUUCCUAAUUAAAAUAAUAUAGAGGUGGUCAAAUUUUUUUCCAAUUUAAAAAUCUAAGUUUCCUUAAAGACAAAGAAAAUAAAUUUAUAAAUAUAUAAAAUAUAUAAACAUAUUUGGAACUAUAAUUUCUAUUAAAAUAAAUUUGUUAAAGAAAAAUAAUCUUGCUAUUGUUAUUUUUUCUAGAACUUGAUCUGUGACCGUAUAAAUAUAUAUAUAUAUAUAUAUAUAUGUAAAUUAAAAUGUAUUACACAAUUGUUAAUAUAACAUUUUUAAACAUGACAACUUUAUUUAUUACUUUGAAUAAUUAUAUUUUGUGAUUUUAAUCGUCUAUUAUAUCACAAUGUAUAAUAUAAACAAAUCUAAUAUUUAUAACUAAUUGGACUUAUAUUAUGAAAUCAUUAUACUAAUAUAUGAAUAAAAUAUUUUAUAUUUUAUUUAUAUGUUAUAUAAAUUGAUUAUGAUGUGUGAUUUUUUAUUUUUUUAUUUAUUACUUGUAAAUAUUAAAAAUAUUGAAUAUGUUAAUAUGAAAUAUAUUAGGAAAUUUAGUUUGGCUAUGAUUUGAUAAAGAAAAUCUAUUAUUUAAAUUUUAAAAAGACAUUAAAUGCUUAAAUCUAUUAUUUAAAUUAGGAAAAGACAAGCAUUCUUAAAUAUAGGUUCAAUAAAUAUCUCAAUGAUAUUUUAAUGUAAAUAAAUGGUAAAAUUAAAAGGUAUUUCUAUUUUAUAUUUCUCUUUUAAUAAUAUAGAUAAGAAUGACACUGAAGAUGGAGCAUGAAGUGUACAUGCAAACAUAGAAAUUAAUAGAAAAUGAGAAAGCUACAUUCUAGGCAUAUAUGCGUGAUUGUCCACGGAUUUGUUUCGUAUAUAAAAUACCACCCAUAUGCUUAGCAGUCAAGUAGCUAGAUUUGCUUCUAUAAGUGUGUUUCUAAAUUAACCCUUAACUUUCAUAUUUGCUAAACUACAUCCCUAAUAGUGCCCUAGUUAAUAGCAAACCAAAGUUCCAAUUUGUUGGGUGAUUAGUUUAUAAUAAUUGCAGCUUACAGUCCAUCUGAAUUAUGAAAACAUGACUUUAAAAGCGUACAAUUAAAAGAUAAACGUCCAUAUCAAAUGUACGUGAGACAAAUGUGAACAUAUACAAUAAGGCAAUUAUUUCUAUAGCCUAUGUUCCAAUCAUUUAAAAAAGGUUGGGAUUACUAUUGACAAAAGAUACCUUGAUUUAAGGGUCGAAUAGUAACUAAAACCAAAACUGAGGCUAAUUAUCGAAUUUAGGGUAAGAUCGACGCAAUUUAGUUAUUUGCGUAUACACAAGAAUAGACAACUACGUACCCUGUGUGACCAGAUAAUAGUAAUUUCCUCUGAAGACACUAGUUCAACAUUAGUUUGUAAAUAUAAAAAUAUGUCAGACAAAAUAAAUAAACAUAUACAUAAAGAGUAUAAAUAAAGCAAGAGGGAGUCGACAAUGUUGAUGAUCCGUUUUCGUCGAGACAGAAAAUUUGUGGGAUCAAAGCUUUCCUGUAUGGAAAGGGAUUAAUCAAACGUAUACUCUCUCUCCUUUCUUGUUGUUUGUCAUUUACGUAUAACUAAUUAUUAGACUUUAGAUAAUUACAUUUUCAUUUGUUGAUAUAAGUCUGAAUUUGGGUCUUUUUUUCUUCUUCAAAACAACUUAAAUCCUCCUUUUUAUUGAAAGAGAUAUUAAUUUAACAUCAUGUUAUGUAACCACUAUUAUUACAGAAUUUCGUGAUAAACAAAUCUCCAAUUGUAAACCAUAUAACCAACGUACACAACUGAAGUUUACUAAUUCCGCAAUCGUACGUAUGAUACUAUUUAAAUAUAUGGAUAUGCGUGUAUGAAUCAUACAUAAAAGAAAAAUCAAUAUAUAAAACACUUUAUAUGUUGGAUUCUAUAGUGGUAUAGUGGUUCAAAUCAAAAGUGUUAAGAUUUUUAAGGAUCCCUACAAUUUCAGCAAUAAUUAACACCAAAUGUAAUAAGAAACGAUCACAUGUAUGAUGUAUAUAAUGAAUGAAAAAAAACAAAUUAAGAAUGGCGAAAGAUUUCACGUUUUAAUGGGGGAAUAGAUAGUGUAAACCUAUAGAUCUUCCAUCUUCGUUUAGACAUCUUAACGUUGCAUCGUAUUUAUAUAUAUCGACAUAGAACCUCUAGAAAUUAGAAACCGCACAUACUGCAAUAAUAUAAAUCAUCAAAACUAAUCUCUUAUAGAAUUCAACUAUGGCUUCCUCCUAACUUUCUACAAACUAUCGAGUAUCCAUUUAAAAAACAAAGACUUAUGCGUUCUAUUAUAUGAUUUUUGAGUAAAACUCGAUUAACAUUCGCAUCUUUAUUUUUGCAUAGGCACUCGGCAAAAUAAAAAUUACAUCGAUUUAUGUCAAGUCUUGUACCAAUAUAAAUAGCUCAUCUACUCAUCAUAGCUAGACAGAGGUAGAGCCUAGAGCUAACGAAAAUGUUUUUUAUUAGAGCAAAUUAGCUCAAUACACUAAAAAGAGUGAGAUACCAUUGAAUUAAGGGAAAAUAGUAGUGAUGGGGGGAAAAAUUGAAGAAAAAUAGUGUAUGGAGUGCAAAUAGAGAGGAAGUUGUGUGUAGGGAGUACAAAUACUCUUUUUAUUAUUCGUCACGAGAAAUAAUUAUAAAAUGUGUUAAUCAAACCAAACAAAGCCACACAUUAUAUAAAGCCCAAAUUAAGACGAGUCUUUAAUUUAAUCAAUAGAUUUCUCUCUCACUGAAACAUCUCUCUGGAUUUUAUUUAUAAAUACGCUUACGCUUCAUCUUCUUUAAUCCACAAAACUCUUUAUCUCUCACACACAUACACACUGUAUUCUCUUCCCCUUAUUACAGAAAAAUGGAACUGUCGACUCAGAUAAAUGUGUUCGAAGAGCUUCUUGUUCCGACAAAGCAAGAAACCACCGACAACUACAACUACAAUACCAGCAUCAACAACCUGAGCUUUAAUGGCGGAUUUGAUCAUCAUCAGUUAUUCUCAAAUGGAUGGAACAUUGAUUACCUCUGUUUCGACAAUGAAGAAGAAGACGAAAAUACUCUUCUGUACUCAUCUUCUUUCAUGGACCUAAUCUCUCAACCUCCACCGUUGCUUCUUCACCAAACACCACCUUUACCACCACCCUCAUCUUCAUCUCCGCCGUUAAUCUCCUCCACGGCCUCAACAUUCGAUGACCCUUUUCUUGAGGCCCUACAAGAGAUUAUAGACUCUUCUUCCUCUUCACCACCAGUGAUGCUUCCAACUUCCCAAGAAGAGAGCUUCAUUAAUCACUCGUCGUAUCCAUCUCCACUGGUGGAGUCUGAUCAGAGCAAAAGCUUCAGUGUUGGAUACUGUGGAGGAGUAGUAGAGACAACAAACAAGAAGAAGAGCAAAAAACUUGAAGGCCAACCUUCAAAGAAUCUCAUGGCGGAGAGGCGUCGAAGAAAACGGCUUAACGAUCGUCUCUCUAUGCUCAGAUCCAUUGUUCCAAAUAUCAGUAAGAUGGACAGGACAUCGAUACUAGGGGAUGCCAUAGAUUACAUGAAGGAGCUUUUAGACAAAAUCAACAAGUUACAAGACGAGGAACAAGAACUCGUAGUUAGCAACAGUUCACAUCAUUCUAAGCUCUUCGGUGAUAUCAAGGAUCUUAAUACAAACGAACCUCUGGUCAGAAACUCACCAAAGUUUGAAGUGGACCGGAGAGACCAAGAUACUCGGGUUGAGAUACUUUGCUCACCCAAACCGGGAUUGCUUCUAUCAACUGUUAAUACACUAGAGACUCUAGGCUUGGAGAUUGAACAAUGUGUUAUUAGCUGCUUUAGUGAUUUCUCUUUGCAUGCUUCUUGUUCCGAGGUAGCUCAGCAGAGAGAUUUCAUCAACUCCGAAGAUAUUAAGCAAGCAUUGUUUAGAAACGCAGGUUAUGGAGGAAAAUGCUUGUAAGGAGUUAUUAUGACGAAAUUAAUGAACCAACAUACUAUUUAUUUAAUGCUUUCAAAAAAUUAGAAGUUUGGUGUCUAUUUCCAUUGCGAGCUUGAAUUUUCUAGGGGGAAAACAUUAUGAGUUGUUAAAAGAAGGAAAGAAAAAGAUAUUUUCUUGGAGAUUAGAUUUGUAGAUGGAGGUUAUAAUCUUAAUUAAAAGUUCAAGAUCGAAAAGUGUAAUGAUGUAUCAAUGAAUAAAAUAUUGAUUAAUAAAAGGUAAAAGUUUAUACUGAAUUCAAUAAUUGAAAUUAGGGUUUGUAGAUGACAGUGCAGAUGUCUCCGAUCAGAAAGAUACGUAUAAUAAACAGCGUAUUAAUCACAAAGUUUUAAUGGCUAAUGAUGGGAGUGAUUAUAAUGUUAAUCCCUGUGCCGUCAGGCCCACCAUCACACGCAUUCAUCAUUACAUGGUACUGUAUCAGUGUAUCAACAUUUAAUCUUACCGAUUUUUCAUAAUUAGGAAAGAAAAAGUUAAUUCACAGAAGCCUAAGGCGUAAGCAAAUAAACUGGACAGGCCCAUAGUUAUAAUGCUGUAUCAUUUGGGCCUUGGAAGGAAUAGAUAUUGUUUUUGACUGUCGAGAUCUUGCAUGGUUUUUGGAAGUAGAGAAUAGUUUCUCUCGAUUUAUUUAAUGAAACAAACGGAAACUAUAAUAAUUGGACUAAGAAUCAUCGCAUAUUUGGAAUGAAGUUAAACUCCCAAGAAAAGGAAAAUACUCACACACAAAACAUUAGUUUUUAGUUGAGAAAUGACUCCACUUGGGCACUAUGAAACAACUUGUCACAAUAACGCUCACUACCACAAUGAAAAGAAGGCUACCCACAAUCCGGAAACAAAAGACCAUAAAAUAUGUUCAUCUCGUUUUCUUAGUUAGAUAAUUAUACUUGAUCAGGCAAUGAUUAGAAAACUGAGAAAACACAAAUCAAAAUCUCCUGUAAAAAUACAAUAAGACUGGUUUAAAGUAGCAAAUAUCAUCAAUGCUAUAUUAGUAAAGUCUAAUUACGAAUCUUAGUUAUGCAACUUGCACAAGUAUAGAUAUUAAGCGUGAACUGUAUAACAUUUGUCCACAUCCCUGUUUCAACAUCAUCAACAUCUUGGUACUAAUGAUGAAACUUUUUUGAAUUGUGGUUUAUCCCCACAAGUUGUGUAGCAGCCCUUUUACAAUCAUGCUUGACAGAUAGUAUUACAGAAACAAUAAAGUCAAAAGAGAAAUAAUAGAACAUAUAUGAAUUGAUGGUUACUUUAGAUUUUUAACUAUGAUAAAAAUCUAAUAAAUUAGAAAGCAUCAUAUAAUACUUUCAAAUUAAUUUUGCUUGUAGAUAACAAUAUUGUCGAAAAUACAAGAAACUAUCAAUAACACGUGAAUAAUCUAAUUUAAUGAUCUUUACAUGGAAAUGAAAGAAUCUGGAGUUGGUUACUUUAGAUUUUUAACUAUGAUAAAAAUCUAAUAAAUUAGAAAGCAUCAUAUAAUACUUUCAAAUUAAUUUUGCUUGUAGAUAACAAUAUUGUCGAAAAUACAAGAAACUAUCAAUAACACGUGAAUAAUCUAAUUUAUGAUGGAUAAUAACCUCCAAGAGGUUAUAGUCCACAAACUACAUUAACUGGCAUUAUUUAACAUCUGAAUGCUUUAUAAUUAUUUGGCCAAUCCCAUGUUUCUAAGCAAAUUGUGUGUGUAACACCAAAAGAAAACAGGGGUUGGUAUUAAUCCAUGUUUAGUUUUAAGAUCGUAUUUAGAGAAAAUACACAAUCUUUUUGUUUUAUGUUCGAAAGUGAAAUGAACGAUGUAUUUAAUAUCAUUGUAGCUUCCUGCUAAUAUAUAACAAAGAGAGAGAAAAAAGAGAAUAAGAAGAAUGAAGAAAAAUGAAAAAGGUGGCGUCAGAAAUAAGGGAGCGAUAAGAAAUGUUUCCCCAUGUGAUUUGAUAUUCUUCAAUCUCCGGCCCGCGCUUGUCUUGCUUAUCAUCCGUACGUUUUACAUUAUACUCCGCUUUUUUUUUUUUGAAGAUAAUUAUACUCCGCUUUUCAUCCAUUUAAAUUCAUUUUCUUCUAGUUUAAUUUAAAUUAUUUCAAUGACUUAAAAAUUUUCAUUUGACUAUUUAUUGUUGAGUUAUUUGGAAGGUUUUGUAUUUUCGAAUAGUGAUAACUAAUUCUUUUUUCGUGAAAAAAUGAAAACGUUCAUGAAAAUGCAUGUUUUCUUAUUUAUUAAUCAUAUUAUUCAAUAUUCUCUGCAAUUAUAGCUCUAAAAACAAAUAAAGAAAUGAAAUGGCAUGAUCCCUAGGUUUCAGCGGUGAUUGCGGUGCCCUCACAUGCUUUCAUAUGACUACACAGUAUAAUAAAUUUGUUUUUCAUGAUAAUAUAGUAUUUUCAACAGGAAUAUAUAGAAUAAAAUCUACUCUCUCUUUUUUUUUUACAACUCUAGUCAAUUAAUUAUACGAGUUUUCCUCCAUCUGUUACACAAACAAAAUAAUUCGUAAGGCACGAAAUAAAGAAACAUCGUUUUAAAAAGGUAGCUUAAAUGAUCCAUAUUCCUUUUUCUUAACUAAUUGAGCAAUAUUCUUUUUGUUUUAUAAUAGGUUUAAUUCAUAAAACAUCACAUAUAACCAUUUGUAUAGAAUAAAACUUGAGAUCAGAUAUACUGAAACAAGAUGCUUUCAUGGGAUUGUAAGCAAAAUAUUUAAUUUUGUUUUAGUUUAAUUUAGCUAAUUAAUUAAUUUUAAAUAUAAAUUUGAAUACUCAUAAAAUAAUAUGGGAUAUGAAAGUUUCUUUAUAAAAAAAAAUAUCUUAGCUGAAAAAUUCUAUUUACUCUAUUCUUCAAUUUUUUUAAUUUAUUUUUGGUGACUUCAUAAUCACUUUGAUUUCUUAGCGCGUAAUGUAUAUAACAAAUAUUUAAUACCAAAGCUUUGUUAAUUGAUAUUUAUAAAUUUAUUUGCCAAAUAACAAAAAAAAAGAUUAAUUUUUUAAUAAAAGAUUAGAGAGAGAUAAGAAAAUAAAUAAAAAGAGAGAUGAUGUUUUUGGUUAGAUAUCGAAUUUAUGUUUUUUUUCAUGGUUAUAAGAUGCAAAUUCUUUAUUAAUGGGCUUAUUGAAUACCAACACAAUAAAAUACCCGUAAACAACAACAAUUUACAAAAAUAAAAUAAAACGGUUGUUGAAGAACCGCGAAGCA